GCUUCGAAUAUCAGACGAGAUGUUUAAGUUCAAUCCUAGCGGGGUUACGACCGACAAGUACACCCCUGGAUACCCCCAGGUCGGCCAUCAAAACCCCAGGGGCUUCAACAGGAGAGAUAGCAGACACAGUACACGAUCAAAUGUAUCCAUCAGGUCCUUCAAGUCGACGAGCAGUAACAAGAGUAAUCUACCGCGUCUCGUCGAAGAACACCGAAUGAAGACGGACACUGAAGAGUGGCAAAAAGAACAAGAGUAUGAAAUACGCCGGAAAAAAAGAAAAGAGAUGCGCAAGAAAAGGAAUGCCAAGGCCAAACUUCGCACCAUUCGCAGAUUCUAUUCGGUCGCGAUCAUAUCAAUGCUGUUUGGCACAGUGGUUUUGAUCGGUGCUACAUUAGACGCAGUUGGUGAAGGUACGUUUCUUUGGACUUACAGACAAUACUUUAAAAUCAUCGGGCCGAUAAUAAUUGUAUUUGGCGUGGUCGUUCUUCUUACCGUUGUGGGUUUGGAGACGAGAACAUUAAAAGAAAUGAAUAUCAAAGGCGAACUUAUUAUCGAUAAGUUUGUUCAUCCAGACUUUUUGUUAGAGAGGCUCGUGAGUCGUCACGACUCAAACAUAACAUCUGCAUCGGCCGCGAAUAUGAGAUUCGAACUUUCUUCAAUUGACGACAUCGACUGGUCCUGUUCUAGUUUAGAAGAAUCGCAGAAUUUCACUUCCGAUUUUAAUCGUUCAAUCAAUGACAAUAAGGCAAGUUAUGUAAACACUAAGCAGCAGUAUCAAGAGUUUGAAACAGACUUCCGUGAAACUGACAGCAGCAGUCAAGCGCCCGAGUGACUGAACGCGCUCUUCAAGCACCCGGAUGUUGUUGUCAUUGACUUCGCCGAUAGAGGCAGCAAUUUUGACAAAAAACGGUCGCAUUUAAUGACCAACUGUUGUAGUGAGUCAUAAUAAUCAUAAUAACAUAUCUUUAACAGUAUGACUAGCCCCACGUUGUUUAAUCAACCGGGAUUACUGAACAGACAAAGAGUGUCCGCAGUGUAGCAGCAUCGAUUUGUAUGGACAAAAACAGGUUGCCUACCUUUUUGUAAUGUUAGAAUCCUCAAUGACAUACAUAGUUUAAACAUGGUUGUAAAUAUGAUAACGUAUAUAUUCAGUGUAUACCGGUAUAUCUAAAUGCAUAUCGGUACUAAUAAUGGUAAUAAUAAGGAAAGAUUUUUAGUUGUUCGCUUGCGGAUAACUAAGGUUAAUGGUAUGCGUUGCAAGUCGGUAUGCUCUUAACUACACUAAGAACGAUAACCACCGCAUCUGCCUGUUUAUACUCUACCACAGGUACACUGCAGACAGUGAGUGUGUGUGUAUGUAAUCAAUAGUGUUAAACAGCUUGUGCGACGAAAUUGGCCAGUUUGUCAUUAAAAUCUGUACAUAUUAUCUGCUUUAUGGGAAAACGGGACUUAAGUCAUGUCAAAUAAGUGGUGUCCCAGAUUAGCCUGUACACACUGAUUAGCCUGUGCAAUGCGCACAAGUAAUCAAGGAAGACACAUUUUGACUUUAUGGUGUUUUUCGUUUUAAGAGAGUCUCUGGUACUGGAAUGGCAAUUAAUGCAUAUGCGUUAA
Molecule: messenger RNA, 1611 nt
Organism: Dreissena polymorpha
Lineage: Eukaryota; Metazoa; Mollusca; Bivalvia; Myida; Dreissenidae
Exons: 2
Coding region: 20-832 (270 amino acids)
Source: RefSeq, a predicted model, not a curated record